GGGAAGCCCGGCGUGCUGCAGUUUGCAGCCCCUCUCCGCAGGGGCGCCGCGGCGCGCAGCCUGCGCCUCUCCCCACCUGCAGCCCCUCCUCCCGCCGCGGCCGGGCGAUAAAACGCGCGUCCUCGCCCUUCCUCGGCCUCUUCGGGGCCUUCCGUCCCGGGCUCCUCGCCCCGCAUCCCCUCUUCCCCCUCCACCCCUUCCCCCUCGUCCUCCUGCUCCCCGACCCCCCUUCCGGCCUCCCAUUCAUUCCGUCUGCACCCCCCCCUCUUCCCGCUGGGCCCUCUCCCCCAGAGCCUCCCCGCGUGGACCCCGCUGCCGUCUUGGGGGUUUUAGCACAUUCAUGGAAGUUUAGGGCCUGGACGGUGCCCCCAGGUCCGGCCUGAGAGCGCAGCGCGGGCUGCUGGCUGGGAAGAGGAAGAUGUCUGUGCUCAGGCGGAUGAUGCGGGUCUCCAAUCGCUCCCUCCUCGCCUUCAUCUUCUUCUUCUCCCUCUCCUCGUCUUGUCUCUACUUCAUCUACGUGGCUCCGGGUAUCGCCAACACAUAUCUCUUUAUGGUGCAAGCUCGAGGAAUAAUGCUGAGAGAAAAUGUGAAAACAAUAGGACAUAUGAUCAGGCUGUACACAAAUAAAAACUCUACACUCAACGGUACAGAUUAUCCUGAAGGCAAUAAUUCAAGUGAUUAUCUUGUUCAAACAACAACAUAUCUUCCGGAAAACUUCACAUAUUCACCAUACCUCCCCUGCCCAGAAAAACUGCCUUACAUGCGGGGAUUUCUCAAUGUCAAUGUAAGUGAAGUCAGUUUUGAUGAAAUUCAUCGACUCUUCUCCAAGGAUUUAGAUAUUGAGCCAGGAGGUCACUGGAGGCCUAAAGACUGUAAACCCAGGUGGAAGGUGGCAGUUCUCAUUCCUUUCCGUAAUCGCCAUGAACAUCUUCCAAUUUUUUUCUUGCAUCUGAUUCCAAUGCUCCAGAAACAGCGGCUAGAAUUUGCCUUUUAUGUCAUUGAACAGACUGGUACACAACCUUUUAACCGUGCAAUGCUCUUCAAUGUGGGCUUCAAAGAGGCCAUGAAAGAUAGUGUCUGGGACUGUAUCAUCUUCCAUGAUGUGGAUCAUCUACCCGAAAAUGACAGAAACUAUUACGGAUGUGGAGAAAUGCCACGUCAUUUUGCAGCAAAGCUGGAUAAAUACAUGUAUAUUCUUCCAUAUAAAGAGUUUUUUGGUGGUGUAAGUGGACUGACAGUGCAACAAUUUAGAAAGAUUAAUGGUUUUCCUAACGCCUUCUGGGGAUGGGGAGGAGAAGAUGAUGACCUUUGGAAUAGAGUUCACUAUGCUGGAUAUAAUGUAACAAGACCCGAGGGAGACUUAGGAAAAUACAAGUCUAUUCCUCAUCAUCAUCGAGGUGAAGUCCAGUUUUUAGGACGGUAUAAAUUACUAAGAUAUUCAAAAGAACGUCAGUACAUCGAUGGGUUGAACAAUUUAAUAUAUACGCCAAAAAUACUGGUUGAUAGGUUGUAUACAAAUAUAUCUGUAAACCUCAUGCCAGAGUUAGCUCCAAUCGAAGACUAUUAAAAGACACAGCUCUCCUGGCAAGAUAGACCACAAUGCUGGAUUAUAAACUUGGAGUGCACUCUUAAUGGAGGUCAGUGAAUGGAUGUGUCCCAGUGCCCUGAUCUGUGAGAAGAGCCAGCAGUCCUCAGUGUUUGCAGUGUGGGAUUAUAUACAGUGAGCCUUCUUCGACCCAUCCUCUCCUCUGAGACAUACCCUCGUGGUGAGCACUGCAGAGACCACAUACCACUGCUUAAGUCUGGAAGUUAAGAGAGCUCCCUACCAAGAGAAAAUUUUUAUACUAAAAUCUAAUUUAAUUCAAGAGAAUGCUUUAUUUCCAUUUAAAGAUAUUUUGUACAUAUGUGAUGUAAAAUAAUGUGUUCAAAUUGUUGAAAAAUAAGAUGUGUUGCAGUUUUGCAUGUGAUUGGUUAUGCCUUUACUGGACUUUUAUAGACAUUUUUUAUUUGCAUGGAAUAAAACAAUGUAAAUUUAUGUCACUAAAAAAGGUUAACCCUUGUGUGAAAUGAAGGAAUGUCAAUAAUUGACAGCCAACUAAUACAGUAAACUGUUAUACUAGUUUUGAGCUUUAGACCUUCAGCCUUUUAUGUGGGAGAAGUCACAACUUUCCUCGUGUUUUAAAGGGUAAGAAGAAAGGGCUUAAACAGCUUUUCUUCCUGCCAGGAUUACCUAUGUUUUUGUCUUGCUUGAAUCUCAUCAGACUUUGCUAAAUCACAACCACGUUGUUUAUGCAUAUUGCAUGAGUAUUACCAAGAAAAUCUUAAAAGUUGUGAUGUGACAUGAUAUAAAGGACCUCUUUAUGUUAAAUGUCUUCCAUGUACCUCUGGUGUAAGUGUCAGAGAUUUUGUGCCUCAAAAAAUGUCCCCAAGGUUGCGUGUGUUUGUACACUGUAUUUUUUUUAAUUUAUAGUGAACAGCACUUUUAUUAUUUCCAGUUCAGAAGAGCCAAAAAAAAA
This is a messenger RNA of Ceratotherium simum simum (southern white rhinoceros), 2516 nucleotides long. RefSeq names its product beta-1,4-galactosyltransferase 6 (gene B4GALT6). Lineage: Eukaryota; Metazoa; Chordata; Mammalia; Perissodactyla; Rhinocerotidae. Gene Ontology annotation, cellular component: Golgi apparatus. Gene Ontology annotation, molecular function: UDP-galactose:glucosylceramide beta-1,4-galactosyltransferase activity. The record is from RefSeq and is a predicted model, not a curated record. Gene Ontology annotation, biological process: carbohydrate metabolic process; glycosphingolipid biosynthetic process.